ACCAAUCCAAGCUGUUCUCCAAGAAAGCAAGUCUUUUCACCAAACAACAAAACACUGCCUUUGGUUUCUUUAUACUAAAAACAAACUAUUCACAGAGAGAGAGAGAGAGAGAGAGAGAGAUUUUUAAUGAAGAAUAUGUGCUUUUGAAAAGGAAAUCAGAAGUCUAUGGAGAAGAGAAGCGAAGAGCAACAACAACAAGGACUAGUGAAGACAGAGAAUUUGAUCAACUCUUCUUCUUCUUCUUCAAUAAGAAACUCAGCUUUAUUGAAUGAGAUAAUGAUGCCUAGUGUUCCUCCUUCAUCUUCUGGUUUUGGCUUACAGAGCUUCUUUGACAUGCCAUCUGAAGCUUCUGUUGCUGAUAAGGGGUACUUCAGUAACUUCACGGACUUGCUUGGAACUGGAGGAAGUGGUCUCUCGCAAGAUUUUGGUUCUUCUUUAUACGAUUUGUUUCAACAACCUACGAUUCUUCCACCUCCACAAUCAUCAUCAUCGCUUCCUUCACCGACUUUUCCGGAAUCCUCGGAAGUGUUGAACAAUCCGUCAACGCCUAAUUCCCCCUCCAUCUCUUCCUCAUCUAAUGAAGCUGGAAACGAUGCGGCGAAUAAAGCUGAAACUAACGAAGAAGAGCAGGAACAAGACAAGACCAAGAAACAGUUGAAACUGAAAAAGAAGAACCAAAAAAGGCAAAGAGAACCGAGAUUUGCGUUCAUGACAAAGAGUGAAGUGGAUCAGCUUGAGGAUGGCUACAGAUGGAGAAAGUACGGCCAAAAAGCUGUCAAGAACAGCCCUUAUCCCAGGAGUUACUAUCGUUGCACCACUGCAGGAUGUGGAGUAAAGAAGAGAGUAGAGCGAUCAUCUGAUGAUCCUUCAAUCGUAGUCACCACCUACGAAGGCCAACAUACGCAUCCAUGCCCAGUUACACCUCGAGGAAGCAUCGCGAUUUUUCCAGAUUCAUCGGGAUUUGGUGUCGGGAGUUCUCUUCUUCCACAUCACCACUAUCAUCAACAUCAACAGCAGCAGCAACAACAAGCGGCGGUGGCUGCAUAUGUUUACAACCAAACGCCCCCGUUGAAUAUUAGCUCUAGUUCUACUACUUUUCUUCCAGUGAGAAGAUUCGGUGGUGGUUCUAGUUUGCUGAGAGACCAUGGACUUCUGGAGGAUAUUGUACCGACCCGGGUGAGAAAGGAAAGUGAUCAACGUGAGAAGGAUCAGUAGAGAAGAAUAUUGAUGAUUUGUAUGUUAUCAACUGGUAUGUAAUUCUCUGACUGUCUUGUGGGGUUUAGUAUUCGAUUUUAGACUUUAGAGAAGAACCCACUUUCCCAUUUUGAUCUCUCGCGGUCCUUUAAUUCUAUUUGUAAAAUGAAGACUAUUCAUAGUUCCUUAAUUAGCUGGUUCUUAUUGGGAUUCCUUCUCUCUUUUAUCGUAUUCUUUGUAUCCAGAGAGAUUAUAUGUAUCCCAUUAUUAUGGAGGUAUAUUCUUGAGUUGUUUCUAAUUUCUACCUUUUGUCA
Molecule: messenger RNA, 1508 nt
Organism: Tripterygium wilfordii
Lineage: Eukaryota; Viridiplantae; Streptophyta; Magnoliopsida; Celastrales; Celastraceae
Product: probable WRKY transcription factor 48
Exons: 4
Coding region: 166-1215 (349 amino acids)
Biological process (GO): regulation of DNA-templated transcription
Molecular function (GO): DNA-binding transcription factor activity; sequence-specific DNA binding
Source: RefSeq, a predicted model, not a curated record